Molecule: messenger RNA, 1848 nt
Organism: Selaginella moellendorffii
Lineage: Eukaryota; Viridiplantae; Streptophyta; Lycopodiopsida; Selaginellales; Selaginellaceae
Product: pentatricopeptide repeat-containing protein At1g11290, chloroplastic
Exons: 1
Coding region: 17-1723 (568 amino acids)
Biological process (GO): RNA modification
Molecular function (GO): RNA binding; protein binding
Source: RefSeq, a predicted model, not a curated record
GUUCUUGGCAAAUGGAAUGCCGGUAUCAUCAAUCCGGCACCAAAAUCUCUCCUCGAUCGAGGAAGUGGUGCGGCGGCUGGAGGAGGAAUCCACUGCCGGCGGCGACGACGCAUACCGAUGCGCGCAGCUGCUGCGCCUGUGCGGCCGAUCCAAAUCUCUAGCUCAUGGCAGCCGCGUCCACGCCCAGAUCCUUCUCCGCUCGCGCGGCCGCUGCUCCACAUUCCUCGCCAAUCUCGUCGUCCAGAUGUAUGGGCGCUGCGGCGAGCUCUCCCGCGCGCGCGAGGCAUUCGACGCGAUUGAAGAGCCCAAUCUCUUCUCGUGGGCGAUCCUCAUGGCGGCCUACGUGCUCAAUGGCCACGACCGCGCGGCGCUGCGAUUGUUUCGCGCGAUGGACCAGCAAGGGAUCCCGGCGGAGAGCGCGACGCUCGUGAGCGCCAUAGGCGCAAUCGCGGGGAUCGGCGAUCUGGCUUUGGCCAGGGCAAUCGAGGUGCGCGUCCGGAGAACUGUCCUCGACAGGAUCAUCGUGGCGGGCGGCGCACGAUCGGACGUGAUCGUGGAGACUGCGAUGAUCAACAUGUUUAGCAAGUGUGGGGCAGUGAUCGAGGCACUCGCAGUGUUUGAUCGGAUCCAGGAUCGCAAUCUGGUAUCGUGGAACGCGAUGAUUACAGCAUUUGCCCAGAACGGGCAUCGCAGGGAGGCAGUGGAGCUCUACCGGAGAAUGGAGGAGGAAGGGAUCCGGGCCGAUGAGAGCACUUAUCCGAGUGUUCUUGGGGCGUGCCAGAGCUUGGCGGAGGGGCGAUCGAUUCACGCCAGGAUUUGCAGCGCGGGGCUGGAGCUGGAUGUCGUGGUGGGAUCUGCGCUGGUGAGCAUGCAUGGGCGAUUCGGCGCGCUGGAAGCCGCGCGGGAUGUGUUUGAUCGAAUGGAGCACAAGAACGUAAUCACCUGGUGCGCGAUGAUCUCUGCGUAUGCGCAGAAUGGGCAUCCCAGGCAAGCGCUGGAUGGCUUCGCGAGGAUGGGCAGGAUCAAGCCCAACUCGGUGACGUUCUUGGCGGUUCUUGAGGCCUGCUCGCUUCUGGGCGAUCUGGAAAUCGGGAGAGGGGUUCACGGGCAGAUCGUGGAGGCUGGAUUCGAUGGCGAAGAGAAUGUGAGCAAUGGGCUCAUCAACAUGUAUGGGAAGUGUGGGAGCUGGAGCGAUGCGAGAGUGGUGUUUGAUGCCGCGAGAAGGUCUUCUCUCCGGAGGAACACGGUGGUGUCUUGGAAUUCGAUGAUAGAGGCUUAUGCCCAGCUUGGGCAUGCCAAUGAGGCAGUGGAGGUGUUCCAGGAGAUGCGCUUGGAUGGAACCAAGCCGGAUCAAGUGACGUUCCUGGAGAUGAUGUUUGCUUGCAGCCAUGCCGGAUUGGUGGAGCAAGGGAUCUUUUGCUUCUUGUCCAUGGUUAGAGACGAGAGGUUGACACCGAGUGGUGAUCACUGGAGGAGUUUGGUGGAUCUUUUGGGAAGAGCUGGAUGGAUUCGAGGGGCGGAACAAGUGGUGAAGGAUAUGGCUGGCAGUGCUGAUCCUGUGGCUUGGACUACAUUAAUUGGUGCUUGUAUGAUUCAUGGCAGAAUAGAUCACGGGGUUUGUAUUGCAGAGGGUGUUUUGGCAGGGGAUAAUAAGGCUCAUGUUGGAGCUCCGUAUGCUUUAAUAUCCAACAUAUAUUCUUCCAAAACUCCAAGACUAUCUUGAUACAUUCAAUUAAAUUUUAAUUCCAGGGCUGAAGACGAAACAUUAAAGGGACAAGAGUGAUGAUCAAGCAUUCUACAAGUGUAAUCUAAUGUUGACUAAUGAUAUUUCUUUUUUUAUUUAUGCAU